Molecule: messenger RNA, 6258 nt
Organism: Rhagoletis pomonella (apple maggot)
Lineage: Eukaryota; Metazoa; Arthropoda; Insecta; Diptera; Tephritidae
Exons: 5
Coding region: 891-6017 (1708 amino acids)
Biological process (GO): regulation of transcription by RNA polymerase II
Molecular function (GO): DNA-binding transcription factor activity, RNA polymerase II-specific; RNA polymerase II cis-regulatory region sequence-specific DNA binding
Source: RefSeq, a predicted model, not a curated record
ACCACUGUACACGCGUUUCAGGCGCAGAAUAAAAGUUAAUAAUUUUCGUGUUGGAGAAUAUAAGAAAAUGUAGUUUUCUUAUUUGAACGCACAAUAAAAGCUAAAAAGUGCUUUUUCAUUUGCCACUGUGCAACAAGUGCAAAGAAAAUAAACAGAUGCUGUGAUAAAGCGAUUUUACUGAGCUAACGCAAAGUGCAAAAAAAUUCAACGCAAAACCAUUGUCGAGUUGUGACGUCUAGGAAGUGCUAUCGAACACAAGAAAUGUUUAAUUAUCGUGUUUCUCUGUCGCAGCAUUUAUUAUCACCAUCAUCGUUAUUCGCUAUCUCAUAAACAGCGUACAGCAUAUUUAAUCGCUGGUGGAGCAGCAGAGCAACGUGGGCAUUGGAACUUUAGCAACAUUAGUGUGGAAAAGGGCCAUUAAAAAGUACACAGUGGUCGAGAACCCACAGCAGCCGCAGUACGCAGUACACAUUCAUAGCGGUGUACCUGUGCUUGUGCUCCUGCUAUUGAGUGCUAGUGCUGUGUAUAUAUAGGGUAGCGGGUGGAGGUGGAGGUCGGUCUUCUCUGCCUUAUCAGCUCCGAAGUGAGUGCUGCUGCCACUGGGCCGCUUAUUGCGCCCUCCAUAUCACAGUCAACGUACGACGUCGUUGUUUUUGAAUAGUGCCGGCCAACGAAGGUCAGACGAUAUGAUAUUUAUUUGUUAUUGUAGUUUUGGUUAAGUUAAAAAGUGAGAUUCGUCACAUACAUACAUAUAUUUAACACUUUCGUAUCAGCUUAAAUUAAUACGGCGGCGCACGCAGCGACAUUUUUGUCGCGCGCGCUUACGCCAAACGCUGGAUAUCACAGCAGCAAACGCGCCAUAUUGGUGAGCAAUACACAAAGUAUUUUAUAUGGACAUGACAGACAAGAAUGUUGGUCAUAAUGGAAACCAGUGGUCGAAAGCAACGACAUCGGCAGCAGCUGCGAUUGCCGCGCAACAACAUAAACAACUCAACAGCAGCUCAUUGCCUGGCACACAACCAAUGCAUCAUCAACAGCAGCGUCUAUAUGAUCCAUCAGCGUUAAUGCCAGCACACAGCAGCAUUUUUGGAGCAGGUGUUGGUGCCGCACUUGGACAUCCAGCACAUCCGGACGGUAUAGCAGCUUAUGCGGGUGCACGUUUUCACCCACCUCCACUACCAACUCAGCAGUCUACAUUAGAUGCAGCAAACUUAUCACAUACAAUAGCGCACCAGCAUUCUCACCAUCAACCGCAACACUUACAGCAUCAACCAUCGCCAACGCAUGCCCCGACAACAGUGCUAACAGCGCCAGCUGCCGCUUCGCCAAGUGUACCUGUACAAAGUGGCUUUGUGCCACCACCAUUACUGCCAGGUGCAGCCGCUGCAGUGGCAGCAGCCGCUACGUCAGUUUUAACGCCAAAUCCAUUUGCAGUCACACCACAGCUGGAGCAUCUUACCUCACAUUUAAAUUUGCAACAGCAAAUAGAAUUGAACAAAAUCAUGAACGUAAUGAACACACAGGUUAGCGCAGUUGGUGUAGCAUCAGGUGGAGCUAUGGGAACUGGAGGCAGCAAUGCAGGCAACUUAGCAAGUCAAGCGCAAGCGCAAGCACGACAUAUUGCAACGGAUGUGCCAAUGACCAGUGCUGGCAGCAACAGCAGCAGUUGCGGUAGUGCUGCUGUGUCCGGUGCUAUAAACAGCACAAUUGCGGAGAAUGUAUUAAAUGCGAUAAGUGCAAUGCCAAAUAGUAGUGUAAGCGCUAGUGCGCCAGCAGUACAUGGGCGCUUGACAGGCAUUGGAGUAAGGAUGCCGAAUGAUGAACGUUUACGUCGGAUACAAGAGGUGGUUGAGUCGGGUGUAAGUGAGUUAGCAAAGCAGCAAAUACAACAAAUCGUUGAUCGUGUCGCAACCCUGAAGCCCGUUGAAAAAUUAUUGCUUUAUUUGCGUUUACCCGGAGAGGCGCCCGAAACAGAUCCACUGCGUCAUCCGCAAAACCCAUUGGGAACACGUUCUGAAAUAAAUCACACCAUCAACUGGGUCCGCUCACACCUGGAACAUGACCCCAAAGUGUCGAUACCAAAGCAGGACGUAUAUAACGAUUAUAUCGCAUAUUGCGAUCGCCUUGACAUCAAACCGCUUUCGACAGCAGAUUUUGGUAAGGUAAUGAAACAAGUGUUUCCCGGUAUAAGACCACGCCGUUUAGGCACACGUGGGCAUUCGCGUUAUUGCUACGCGGCUAUGCGUAAAACCACGAAAUUGGAUGCGCCACAAUUGCCACUUCUAGACACGGCUACAGUAAAUGAGUCGUCUUUGGUUGGCGGCGUUUUAGGAAGCACCAGUUCAUUUGGUGACUCCACUGCGAGUGCUGGCGAUAUGGAAACAUGGCAAAUAAUACGGAACUGGGCUGAAAAUGUUUUGCAUGUAAAGGUUGAGAGUGUCCAGGAACUUGCCUCUUGCAUCAAAAGCUCCACAGGUGCGGGUAGUGAAUUGCCAACAUCAAAUGCGCGAGCUACUGGUGGUACUGUACACAAAAAAUACACACCGCGCGAGCCGAAAGAGAAACGUUUAAUGGCGGAUAUGGGCCCACUCAAGAAACGUCGCAAGAAAAAGCGUAAAGGCUCAUCAUCAUCGGAGUCAAGCUGUAGUCAAUCGCAGGCGCAGACGCAGCAUCAAACUUCGGCCUCUGCAGCGGACGCACAAUUGGUCGAUGUAAAGCCGACUAUAACAACAGAGCUGGUACAGAUUAAACAGGAAAUACUAGAGUCGCCUACAAUGCAGCGCAUACAGCAUUUGCCAGCGACCGGCACGCAGCUACCCCAAAUAGCCGUAGUGACGGAGAGCUUUCUGCAGCAACAACAACAACAGCAGCAGCAGCAGCAAAUGUUGCCUAUGAAUUUGGUAACCGAGCAGCGUACAGUGUUGGCACGUGCGCCCCCAGCCGCCAGUGCCUUCGGCGUUGUCCAACCGCAAACUCCGACGCCACACCAACGACAGCCAGUACGUACUGCUUUAGUGGGUGCGUCCUCUAAUACAACAGCCGUCAAGAAUCUAACGCCGAAAAUCAUUGAACUCGGUGCAGCUGCAUCUACCGCAGUUACAGCGAGCGCAUCGCAUGAGCCCGCCACAGUCAUCAAAGAGGAAGAGUUUUUAGACGAAUAUAAUCCGAAUAUAUUCUGCAAGAAGGUGCGCAAAGCGCAGCAAACGAAAGGAUUUUGGGCCAAUUCACCAACUCCGGCAUCGAGUAAUGUUGUUGUGCCCACGAUUACAACAUGCGCAGCAACUACGGAAGUGACUACGUCGGCAACGUCUUUGCCGGCCGUUGCUACGUCAGUUAUUGCAACGUCUGGCAUGUCAACAAGUCAUUCGUCGGGAGGAAAUCCAGACGCAGUAUCCACACCCAGCGAUUUGAUGGGUCCACCUGCACAAAUCAGUAGCGGCACAUCGGUGAGUCCAUCGAGCGCUAUUUUAGGGGCGGACAGCAGUGGCAGCUCAUCACAACCGCCGAGCGCUGCUUCGCCCAAGGUCUUGUCACGCAAUAUGUUACAAAUGCGCGCUAGGCGCCAACAAAUUGUCGCUGCUUUGGCAGCCGAAGCGGCCGCCAAUUCGAGUAAUAAUCUACCCGACGCCGAUGCGGCUGAUCUUCCUGCAAAUCUGGGUUUGCCGCGUGAGCGCGUCAUAAGCAUUUGCAACAUGGACAAACACGAAUUGGACGAUUACUUUGUAGCUGGUGAAGUAGAAGAAGAACCAGAGGAUCAAGAUACCGAACUGCUUCAAUAUUUUCAGACGAGAGACGCUGAGGAAAAAUUGAAUUCCUUAGAUGCUGUAAAAUCCAAUAGGCAUCCAACAGUCCCAACGCAGGCAGCGACUACAACACCGCAGGCGGCACCAAACACGCCAACAACUGUGGCCUCAACAGUGCCGCCCUUGGUAACGAAAUCGCUGCAACAGACAGCAAAAAGCUUUGGCAGGCAGCAGAGCGCACAAGCGGUAGCCACAGAUGGCUAUGGCUGUGCAACACAAGUGUCAAAUAGCGGCUUCACGGCCGCUGCCGGCCAGAGGAAACAACAAACGGCGAUAAUUGGCUCUCCAGUGCCAAAACCAUGCCCCACAAUGAAAACCAUGGCUGUUGGAUCGGCCUCAGCGUCUCUAACCAUCAUGUCACAGAAGCAUCAGCAACAACAUCAGCAGCAACAACUGCAUUCUCAAAACAGCAAAAGCGUUAUGCAACAAGCGCUUACAACAAAAAACCAUAACAACAGCAACAGCCACAAACGAAAAAUCAGCUUAAGUGGCACAACGCUGAACGCUGCCGAAGUAAUGGCGUCGCGUAAGAAUUGCAUUUUCUUCCCCAUAUCACCCAAUAGCAACACGGGAAGUAGCGGCAGCAAUACCAACAAAUCCAUCGUCAGCAGCGCAAAUAAUCCCAAAUUCAAUGGAAGCAGUGUUACGCUGUAUCCGGCGAGUACGCUCAAUUCGAGCAAUGGCAGUGGCAAUAGCGGGGGCAGUAACGCGGGUUCGUUUUUCGUCAGCCCUGGACAGAGCGCGCAUCGGGUGCGUCCCAAACCAGCGUUUGCGCUGGGCAAGCAGCACUCACUGGACAACGAUUCCAGCGAUCCUAUGAUCGGCGCCAGCCGCCGACGCCGGAGUUACGCCAACCUUGUCAUGUCUGGCGGCAAUAAUUCGCUUAUGCCGCUCACAUCUGCUUCGGCACCACCAAGCCCCUCAGUUUUGCAGCAGCAACAACAGCAGCAGCAAUUCUAUGGCACGCCCUUCUGUAGCGGCGACAUGGGCCAACAUUCUAACAGCCGUUCGUCAAAUGUCCCAAUGAAUAGUAACAUAGCGGUGAAUGCAACUGAUCUAUUGGCAGCCGAGCAAAAUUCACUUGACUUGGAUAUGUUCAGCGCCGCGGCGGCCAGAGCUAUGGACUAUGGUGAGCUGGCAUUGGAUGAGCUUACUACGCCCCUCAAUGAAAUGCAACGCUCGCAGUCGGUGCCACUUUCCCAACUACAGCGCAUACACUCACCGGCCUUUAGUCGUAGUUUUCAAGCUGCACCUUAUUCAGCGUGCACAUCCGUGGCGCAAACACCAGUACCACACGAAUUCGCCGACUCAUUGACGCUCUUUUCUGAGAACAGUUGCAGCCAAAAUAGCGCUGGAGCUGGCGCUAACAUAACCGGCAAAAAUAACGCCCAAACAACGGCUGUCAAAUUGUUGGAUGAGGAAGCCGCCUUAUUGGCGACCGAUACAGCCGCAAUGCUGGAUAACCUGGACGUUGCCGAAAUGUUCCCAGCAGAUUUUUUGCGCAUGAAGUUUCCAAGCAACGUACAGGGCAAUGCCACCACAACGACCUGCUCAUCAGCGGGCUCCUCGUCGGGUUACAGCAGCAGCGCGUGCACAGCUUUUGGCAGCGCCGCGCUAAUAUCAGGUGGCGGAGUUGGUGGUACGUGUUUGCUCGGCAGUACCGGUAACUCAAUGUCCCGCUCGGUGCCUUCCACUCCGCUGCCACAUCAGCAGCAGAGCCCCUUCGCUUCGUACUUUUAUGGUAGCCGACGACGUUUCGAGGAGGAGGCACAUCUUUCACCCUCGCUUACAACAUCGGGUAACACCAUGGGAGGCACGUUCACUACAACUGUAUUCAAAUAUGGCAACAACGGCAGUGGUUCAAUAGGAGGCGCCAACAACAACUAUGACAUGUCACGCUCCAUGCCAACGACGCCGACGGCAACACCGCGCUUUCGAUACAGUCCAACCGAGUUUACACGCGAAUUUCUUAGCAAUGGCAAUACAAAUACAAUCGAUAGUCUCAUCAGUGGCGGUGCCAACACUGGCAGUCUGACCGAUGCUGGUGCACCUAGCGAAGGACUAAGCGCUGCGCUCACCGGCCUCAGUGGUAACAAUGAUGCGCUUAUUGAUGACAGUUGUGGCCUGUCCGCUGAUGCGUUCGUCGUCAACAACACUGUCACCGACGCUGAGUCAAUGAUGGCUGAGGCGAAUGAGCUGCUGGGAAAUUUGUAGAAUUUGCAUGAAGAGGAAGUGGAGUUGGCUACUAGGGGCGGCAACAACAGCAACAACAACAACGACCGCUAUCAGCAAAUAAAGAUUGGCAGGUCGAGAUCAGUAGCAAGCCAGAGACUGAUUGCUGAAGAAAACGAUGAAGAAGAAGUGGUCACAUCAGCGAGUGUUGUUGGAUUGCUGUUGGAGCAGGUCGGUAAGCUUUAAAGAGUUUCUUGACUACAUUCAUAGCAACAUACGUACA